GCCAAGGCGAAGGCAAAGGCCCGUUCCAAGAAAGGCAAGACAGAGAAGAAUGGUAAUGAUGAUGAAGCAGAGGUAGACGAGACAAAGGUAGGCGAGGGAGAGCAGAGCGACAUGGAAGAAGUCAAGACACCCGUGGAUGAGAUCGAUGAGGUUACAACCCCCAAGAGAAAGCUUUUUGAUCAGUCAGGCGAUGAGCAAGAGUGCAGUCCCCAGCCUGACAGGCAAGAGCACCUGAAAAGACUUGAAAACGAAAUGCUCCCCAAACCUGUCCGCAAAGCUCGCAAGGGCAAGGCUGCUGAGCCAGUUGCUCAGUCAGAGGUCCUAGAAGAGUCCGCGCCAAGUGCAGGCAGUGAGGCAAAGGGCAAGGGCAAGGGCAAGGGGCGGGGUCGUGGGAAUGGCAAAAAAGUUGUCAAGUCCCCCAAAGUCAAGGCCUCAAUCUUGCAGUCACCAGCCGUGAAGAAGGAGAAAAAACGCCGCCAACGCCGAGCCCCCCUCAUCCUGACCGAGGAGACCUUGGAGGAUAAGAUCAUGCAAGGCCUGUUCGUCGAACACAUGAAGCCUGUGGAUUGCCUUACCUACCAGGACUUACAGACCCACUUGACCACCAAUGGGGGCCUCUCAGGGUACAAGCGGUGCUCCCUGUCGGUCUAUUGGGGUCGAAAGGCUUGUGGUGUCAAGUUCAAGGGUGACCCAGCAGAGCCACAGAUUGCAUACUUUGCAUACAAGCACCCGAAGAUCGCAUCGUACAAUCAUUUGAUGUGUGUUGCCUAUGUCUCGGCUGGUCUGUUGGCUGAAUGGGUGGAUACGCAGGAUGCUGAUGUCGAUAUGACGGACAAGAGUCCGACUUCGCUUUUUGGAAAUGAGUUUGGACGUAUCAAGUUCAAUGGCAUGGCAGCUUUGGAUGAGCUGGCAAAGACCAUGCCAGCAGCUGGAGCAUAG
This is a messenger RNA of Cladocopium goreaui, 939 nucleotides long. The record is from the annotation of a GenBank genome assembly. Lineage: Eukaryota; Dinophyceae; Suessiales; Symbiodiniaceae.